Messenger RNA from Meloidogyne enterolobii, 810 nucleotides. The record is from the annotation of a GenBank genome assembly. Lineage: Eukaryota; Metazoa; Nematoda; Chromadorea; Rhabditida; Meloidogynidae.
AUGGAAACAGAAAUUUUACAGAUGUUGAAUGACACUUUAGACGAUUACAAUAUUUUACGUCGUGAUAAUUUAUUGGCUGAACUUGUUAUUAAUUUUGCAAGAGUACAUUUGCGUAUAGCAACUGAUAAGGCCUCUAAACAAGAAAAUAAUGAAAAACAACAAAAAAUUAAUUUAUUAAUGUUAACUUUUGAUUUGGAUCAACUAAAUGGACGUAUUCAACUUUCACCAAAAGAACAUAGAACUGAAAUGUCAAUAAAUAUAGGGGAUUUAAGUAUUCAACAAAUGCAACAACAACAAUUUAUAAAUAAUUUUGAGGAGAAGAAAAAGGACUCCAAUGAUUUAUCCAAAAAUAAUAAUGACGAUUCACUUUUUUGUGGUUUCCAAGAAGAUAUACUAUCAAAUUCUGAUAUUACAACAAGUUUAUUGUUUACAAUUGGAAGACGAAAUGAAAAUAAAACAACAAAAAAUAAUUUUUCUUCUCCAAUAGUUGAACUAUUCUAUAAAAGAUUGGCACCAAAAAUGGAAAUAUAUCAUGAAUUAAAUAUUUGUUGUGCUCCUCUUGCUAUGCUCGCUGAUGAUUGUUUUAUUGCUACAUUACGAGAGAUUGUUGAAAGAGUGGAGGAAAAUAAUAAGGUGGGUGAAAAAAUCAGAAUUUUAAUUGAACAUGUGUUUUUACAAAUUCUGAAAAUCAGAAUUUUAUUUAAACAUGUGUUUUUACAAAUUCUGAAAAUCAGAAUUUUAUUUAAACAUGUGUUUUUACAAAUUCUGAAAAUCAGAAUUUUAUUUAAACAUGUUUUUACAAAUUUUUAA